AUGGGUACGACGGCCAGCGCGGCGCAGCAGGCAGUUUCGGCAUCCCCCCCGGAGAGCGGGGCGCCAGGCGACGGCAGCAUGGAGGACCAGCGCUCCCUCAGCAUCCACUCCUUCCAGACCUUGGGGCUCCACAACAGCAAGGCCAAGUCCAUCAUCACCAACAAAGUGGCGCCUGUGGUCAUCACGUACAACUGCAGGGAGGAGUUCCAGAUCCAUGAUGACCUGCUGAAGGCCAACUACACGGUGGGGCGCAUUUCCGAGGCUACACUGGAACACUACCUUGUGCAGGGGAAAUAUUUCAUGGUGAGGGAUGUAUACGGCAAAUUAGACGUCUUGAACACUACCGGCAGCUGCGGCGCUCCCAAUUUCCGACAAGCCAAAGGAGGUUACGCCGUGUUCGGCAUGGGGCAACCCAGCCUCAACGGCUUCAAGCUUGUGCUGCAGAAGCUGCAGAGGGAGGGCCACAAGGAGUGCGUCUUCUUCUGCGUUCGUGAGGAGCCCGUGGUCUUCCUGCGGUUGGAGGGGGACUUUGUGUCCUACACCCCCCGGGGCAAGGAGAACCUGCAUGAGAACCUGCAGUGCCUGCAGCGGGGGCUGCGGGCGGAGAGCCUGGAGCUGGCCAUCCGCAAGGAGAUCCACGACUUCGCACAGCUGAGCGAGAGCAUCUACUACGUCUACAACGACAUCGAGCGCUUGCGGGACGAGCCCCACACCGUGCGGGUGCAGUGCGAGGAGGACAUCCAGGUGACAGAGGAGGUCUACCGCAGACCCAUCUUCCUCCUGCCUUCCUACAGGUACCACCGGCUGCCCCUGCCUGCCGAGGGAGCCCCUUUGGAGGAGCAGUUCGACGCUUUCAUCUGCUUCCUCAGGACCGGCGUGGGCAGGACCAACCUGGCCAUGGCCAUGGGCACGCUUGUCCUCCACCACCACCGAGGAGCCGGCCAGAAGCCCGACCUCCCCCCCCUGCCUAAAACAUCUCCCAGGGACAGGCUCCGGGUCAUCCAGACCUUCAUCGAGAUGGUCCCCAAAGGCCAGCAGAUAGUUGAGGAGGUGGACAGUGCCAUCGCUGCCUGCUCGGAGAUGCACAACAUGAAGGAAGCCAUCUAUGAGUACAAGAAGAAGCUGGAAGGGAUCGGGGAGGACUAUCAGAUCCAGGGGAGCAGCACCAAAGAGUAUUUCCUCCAGAGGACUUUGCAGAGCCUCGAACGCUAUUUCUACUUGAUUGCUUUCAACUACUACCUUCAUGAGCAGGUGGCGGAUGAGCGGUUCUGCCCGGACGUGCUGAGCACCGCCAAGGAGAUGAGCGUGGCCAACUUCCGACGGGUGCCCAAGAUGCCUGUCUAUGGCACGGCGCAGCCCAGCUCCAAGACCCUGGGGAGCGUCCUGCGGUACCUGACGGAUGCCAAGAGGAAGCACGCCCGCAUCGUCUGGAUCAACCUCCGGGAAGAAGCGGUCCUGGAGGGGAACGAGCAGAUCUACACGCUGCGGGAGCCUGGGCACCUGGAGGAGCUGAUCCCCGUGCUCGGCGCCUCGCCCCAGCAGCUGGAGAGACUAGAGGCUGCCCUGAAGGGCGACCUGCUGAAGUGCCAGAAGUGGCUGGAAGUGUACCUGGAGGCGGAGAAGCAGAUGAAGAUGUUCAAGAGCUGCCUGACCACGCAGGAGAUCUUCAGCCAGCAGAAGAACGCCUGCCAGGGGCUGACCUACUGCCGCAUCCCCAUCCCCGACUUCUGUGCUCCCAAGGAGCAGGACUUUGACCGGCUGCUGGAGACGAUGAAGAGUGCCCUGGCUGAGGACUCGCAGGCCGCCUUUGUGUUCAACUGUUCCAGCGGCCGGGGCAGGACCACCACGGCCAUGGUCAUCGCUGUCCUCACCCUCUGGCACUUCAACCAGGGCAUCCCCGAGAUGAGUGAGGAGGAAAUCGUGAGCGUGCCCGAUGCCAAAUACACCAAAGGGGAAUUCGAGGUGGUGAUGAAGGUGGUCCAGCUCCUGCCUGAUGGUCACCGGAUGAAGAAGGAGGUGGACAUGGCCCUGGACACCGUCAGUGAGACCAUGACACCCAUGCACUACCACCUCCGUGAAAUCAUCAUCUGCACCUACCGGCAGGGGAAAUCGGGCAAGGAGGACAGGGAGAGGCGGAUGCUGCAGCUGAGGAGCUUGCAGUACCUGGAACGCUACGUCUACCUGAUCCUCUUCAACGCCUACCUGCACCUGGAGAAGAAGGACUCCUGGCAGCGGCCCUUCAGCCUCUGGAUGCGUGAGAUCCCGGUCGCUGCAGUCCUGGGUGUUUUUAAGUUAUAA
Egretta garzetta (little egret) is the source of this 2298-nucleotide messenger RNA. RefSeq names its product phosphatase domain containing paladin 1 (gene PALD1). The record is from RefSeq and is a predicted model, not a curated record. Bases 1 to 2298 code for a protein of 765 amino acids. The transcript is spliced from 19 exons. NCBI's taxonomy places the organism in Eukaryota, Metazoa, Chordata, Aves, Pelecaniformes, Ardeidae.